Messenger RNA from Pochonia chlamydosporia 170, 6516 nucleotides. RefSeq names its product polyketide synthase. Gene Ontology annotation, biological process: secondary metabolite biosynthetic process; fatty acid biosynthetic process. The coding region runs from base 1 to 6516 and encodes 2171 amino acids. Gene Ontology annotation, molecular function: 3-oxoacyl-[acyl-carrier-protein] synthase activity; phosphopantetheine binding; fatty acid synthase activity. NCBI's taxonomy places the organism in Eukaryota, Fungi, Ascomycota, Sordariomycetes, Hypocreales, Clavicipitaceae. The record is from RefSeq and is a predicted model, not a curated record. The transcript has 5 exons.
AUGAGUCCCUCGAUAGAGGUCGGGCAGGGAGAGCUGCAGCUUAUCGCGUUUGGCGAUCUAGCAGGCUCAGAGUGCCUGGAACCUCUGCAAAGGCUGCUGCAUUUGAAACAAAAUGCCGAGCUUGAAGACUUCUUUUUGAAGGUUACCUUUCGUCUUCGGCAAUACCUGGGAACACUCCAGUCUUCACAUAGAGAGCUUGUCCCCAGAUUCACAACACUACUUGACCUCGUGUCAAGUUGGGAAGGGGCUCCAGGUCAACCAGCUUUGCACCUCUUCUUGCUAAGUGUAUUACAAUGUGGCCAGUUCAUUCAUUAUUACGGCGGAAAUGGAGGAAGGGCGUACCCGUCGGCGGCUGAUGCCUGCAUACUGGGCAACUGUGCAGGGAAAUUUGCAGCUGCGGCUGCUAGCUGUUCCCGUUCAAUAUCACAAUUUAUUUCGCUGGCAGUAGAAGCUACCUUGACUGCCUUCAGAACUGGCCUGAGAUCACAGCUGGUUGGAGAAAUUCUAUAUGGAAGGCAAGGUGAUUCAAAGAUAUGGUCUGUCUUGGUUUCGCCAAUGGCCGACGCUUCCAUAGAAGAGUUGUUGGACUUGUUUAAGGAUUCUACCAAGACAGCAAGGAGUCAUGAAAGACUAUGGAUCGGCGCCAAAGCUCCAGCUGGAGUCACGGCACUGAGCGGCAAACCAUCUUCCCUAUCAGAUUUUGUCAACGCCAACAAAAAGAGUUUGAGAGCCAAGACGCUGAAAGUUUCUUCACCAUAUCAUGCACCUCAUUUAUUCAGUGCCAUUGAUGUUGAUGAGAUUAUGGAAGGGGUUUCAGUAGACAUGUUGGUCGCAACAGCACCACGUAUCACGAUGUUGCCGCCUUCAACGUCAGACACGAACAAUGACUUCAUUGGACGCCUUCAAGAAGCAGUUCAUGGCGUAUUGAGAGAGCAGCUGGACCUAGGUUUGAUGAUUGAAUCCUGCGGUAGGCAUCUCGCCCAAACAGGGCAUCAUAGAUGCCGACUGAUAACGAUCGCAUAUGACACCACGUCCGCCCUCUGCACAACAUUGUCCAAUAGUUUUGGAAUUCAGGUGGAAGUUGAGGACGCAUCAAGACUUUUUUCUUCUGUGCCUUCGCUUGCUGGCCGGUGUGAGAAAUCGAAGAUCGCUAUCAUCGGGUAUUCCGGACGAUUCCCGUCGGCAGAGUCCAAUGAAGCAUAUUGGGAGCUUCUCCGCGCUGGUCGCGAUGUACAUCAGGAGAUUCCAAGUGAUCGCUUCAAUUGGCGCACACAUUACGAUGAGAGCGGUAAGCAACGCAACACAAGUCGAAUCAAGCACGGGUGCUUCAUAGAUUCCCCUGGCCAGUUUGAUGCUCGCUUCUUCGGCAUGUCGCCCCGGGAAGCUGAGAAUACAGAUCCAGCACAACGAUUAGCUAUCUUGACAACAUACGAAGCAAUGGAGAUGGCAGGCUUUGUCCGAAACAGGACUCCUAGUACGCAAGAAGAUAGAGUUGGAGUUUUCUUCGGGGCGACCAGUGAUGGUUGGCGGGAUAUCAACGCAGCGCAAGAUGUUGGUACCUACUUUGUUCCAGGUGGAAACAGAGCAUUCGCAACCGGGAGAAUCAGCUAUUUCUUCCGGUUGACAGGACCAAGUCUGGUGGUUGAUACUGCGUGCUCUUCCAGUCUUUCUGCUAUCCAAAUAGCCUGCAGCUAUUUAUGGAGCGGGCAAUGUGACACAGCAGUCGCUGGUGGAACGAAUAUAUUAACCAACCCAAACCAAUUUGCCGGGCUAGACAGAGGUCACUUCCUUUCAACAACUGGAAAUUGCAAUGCAUUUGAUGACGGAGCAGAUGGAUACUGCAGGGCUGAUGGUGUUGGUAGCGUGAUAUUGAAACGACUCGAGGACGCAGAAGCAGACAAUGAUCCAAUCCUGGGAGUAAUUGUUGGCACGAAUACCAACCACUGUGGACAUACUGACAGCAUCACUCGACCGAAUGAGAAAGACCAGGCCAAACUCUUUCAGCAAAUACUUCGACGAGCAAACUACAAUCCUCUGGAUGUCAGCGUAAUAGAGAUGCAUGGAACAGGGACCCAGGCAGGCGACGCUGCAGAAAUGAGCUCUGUCCUGUCAGCCUUCGUGCCUGGGCGAGAACGAACUGAAACUCACCCAGCUCGGCCGCUAUACAUUGGCUCAGCCAAGGCAAAUGUCGGGCAUUCUGAAUCUGCUUCUGGCGUCAUAUCACUGAUCAAGCUACUUCUCAUGCUCAAGCAUAACGAGAUACCACCACAUUGCGGUAUUAAAACGAAACUCAACAGAAAUUAUCCAUUGGACUUGACGGAACGCGGUAUACGUAUCGCAUCUGAACCUACGUCCUGGACUAGAGGCCCAAGGAGUCUGAAGAGAAUAGCGUUCCUUAACAAUUUCAGUGCUGCUGGUGGAAACACGGCAUUACUACUGGAGGAAGGACCAAGAAAGCCCGAGGCGCUCCAUGACAGUAGGUACAGUUGUGGUUAUCUUGUUGCCAUCACAGCGAAAUCGCCGAAAUCCCUACUUGGAAACGCCCGGUCGCUUGCAGCAUGGGUACAGAGAAACCCAGAAACAGCUCUCUCCGACCUCUCCUAUACAACCACAGCAAGACGAAUGCACCAUAAUUACCGAAUGAUGCUAUCUGUCGAAAACAUGCCCUCUUUGCUUGACCGCCUGAAAUCUCUUGUCACUCAGGAGCCUGCAGCUCUCAGUCCCAUUCCGAGUCCGAGCAAGAAACCGUCCGUUAUAUUUACCUUCACUGGCCAAGGAAGCUUAUACAUUGGUAUGGGAAAAGAGCUUUUUGGAGCUUAUUCUUCGUUUUGCGACGACAUUCUCCGUCUUGAGCAGCUCGCUCAGAGCUACGGGUUCCCGCAGUUUGUUGGUCUCAUUGAUGGAUCAGUGGACGAUGAUAUCCACAGCAUCAGUGCCGUUACAUCUCACCUGGCGCUUCUGUGUGUCCAAAUUGCACUUGUGAAGCUCCUUGACAGAUGGGGAAUCAAACCCAGUGCGGUAGUUGGCCACAGCCUUGGCGAGUAUGCUGCCCUAUACGCCGCGAAGGUGAUCAGUGCUGGCGAUGCCGUAUAUUUGGUGGGAAAGCGGGCCUUGUUGCUAGAAAAGCAUUGCCAACGAAACACACACGGAAUGCUUAUCGUCAAAGGGUGUCGGAUAGCUACUGAGGAACUGCUGAAAUCUUCUGGUCAGAGCUUUGAGCUGGCUUGUGCAAACCAUCCUACUGUACAUGUAGUGGCAGGGCCCAUGGAGGACAUGCCUGACGUGAUGACUGUGGCUGAUAAGAAGGGCAUCAAAACGGUCAAGCUGGACAUUCCAUUUGCCUUCCAUUCAAGUCAAGUUGAUCCAAUGUUGCCAGAGUUCACGAAUGCGGCAAGACAAGCAGGCAUCACCUUCGAUGCUCCCGCGAUACCUGUCAUUUCGCCACUAUUAGGAUCAGUUGUCCCAAAGGAUGAGGAGAAUGUCUUCAACAUAUCGUAUCUUGUUCAAGCCAGUCGACACUUCUUGGACUUCACCACAGCACUAACAAAGGCACGGAAGUACUACCCGACGGGGACUACAAUCUGGCUUGAGGUGGGAGCCCAUCCACUCUGUGGUACCAUGAUCAAGCAGACGCUCGGAGCCGAAGAGGCAGUCCUUACUACGUUGCGAGAGAAUGUCAGUGGAUACAGGACCAUGAUGAGGUCCAUCGAGUCGCUAUACCUGGCGGGCAUGGACAUUGACUGGAACGAGUAUCAGCGUGAGCUUCCUGGCGAGAAAAAGGUUCUCGAGCUUCCUCACUACUCGUGGGAUCUCAAGAACUACUGGAUCGAUUACAGAAAUGACUUUUGUGUCAACCUCGCUGCGGGUGGAGAGAAGCCAGAGAGUAGGGACGAGAUUGCGAUGCACAAGUACAUAUCCUCAGUCGCCCAAAGGGUGAUCGAAGAGGUUCAUGAGCAGGAUACCUCGUCAAUGACGGUGGAGUCUGACAUUUUCCACGCCGAGCUGUUGCCGAUCUUACGUGGUCAUGUCGUAAAUGGUGCAUGUUUGUGCUCUUCUUCACUCUAUGCAGAAAUUGCCUUUACUUUGGGGGACUACUUACUGCGCAUACGAAAGCUUUCCUCAGACAACACACGCCUGGAGCUAUACGAUCUAAACAUUGACCAACCACUUAUUGCGAAGAACGGAGUAACCUCUCACCUGUUCAGAAUCAAUGUGAAGGCUGAUUGGACUGCCAACUCGCUCGAUUUUGUAAUUUUCAGCGUUAUCGACUCUGGCACGCACACGAUCCCCCAUGCCAAAUUGAGCGUUCGAGUAGUCUCGAAUCAAAGAUGGCUUUCGGAUUGGAACCGCAAUGCCUACCUCGUCAAGUCAAGGAUCAAGUCGUUAGAGUCAGGGGAUACUAGCCAGAAAUUGCGGCGACGUAUGGCGUACAAACUUUUCGCUACACUGGUCGAUUACAGCGACGAGUUCAAGGGCAUGUCCGAGGUGCUUCUAGACAGCGACGAUCUAGAAGCGGUGUCAACUGUGCAGUUCCAAGUUGAUCAGGAACGAGGAGGGUUGGGUGUCGAUGCCAGAUGGAUUGAUAGCUUGGCUCAGGUUUCCGGUUUCAUUAUGAACGCCAAUGAUUCCAUGAACAACAAAGACCAAGUAUUCAUCAACCAUGGCUGGGAGAAGCUGCGGUUCGCCGAGAAUUUUAGUGCCUCGAAAUCAUAUCGAGCGUAUUGUAGAAUGCAGCUUGUCGAAAAGACAACAUUUUUUGUUGGAAUGCGGCGUCAGGUUCUCCAGCAUCUUUUGUCUUCGAAAGAUGAUGAAUUGAGAUCCAAUCUAAGGAAAAGCACACCAAUGAAAUUCGUCUCGGAAGCUCCUCCCCGCGUCCCUCACAUUCAACAGAAUGGCUCUGAGGUUAGGAGCAGCCUUGAUGAGAUUGCGAGACCUAAAGGGACUUACAGUAGUCACAUCUUGGACAUCAUUUCGCAAGAAACUGGCUUAGCGAUGAAAGAUUUACAGCUCGAAUCAAGUCUCGUUGACUUGGGGAUUGACUCUCUGUUAUCUCUGACCAUCUCAUCUCGCAUUCGGAGCGAGCUUGAUUUGGAUAUUUCUUCGACAACACUAAUGGAGUGCAGCAACAUUAGUGAGGUGCGACGAUUAAUUUGCCACGACGAUGCCUCUACGUCUUCAUCCGCAACGGAUUCCGACAAUCGCCUCAACACUGGGAUGGCCCAACCAGCGGAAAGCUUCGUUUCGUCCUCAACCGAGACGGAUGAUUCCGACAUAUCAGAAUCCGAUCAGAUUCGACGACACCUGUGGGACAUUGUCGCGGAGGAAACCGCUACGGCAGUGUACGAUCUCUUGCCAUCUACUUCUGUGGCAGGCAUGGGUAUUGACUCUCUUCUGUCCAUAUCAAUCAGGGCUCGCUUGUCAGAAAAGUUCAAUGUUUACAUAUCGAGCUUCUCCAUCAUGAAUUGCGAGACUCUUCUCGAUCUGGAACUUCUGCUGCACGAGAGUCUAGGCGUUGAAAGAGCCUCUUGGCCUCGAGGCUCCUUAAACCACAACUCCACCAUUCACACUGCAGAUGACACCAUCAUCUACCAUCCGGAACUUGUACCUGCUCUGACAUCCUGCCCGUCCGUGACGACGGAGGCCCCUCAAGCUACAUCUGUAUGUCUGAGUGGCCCAUCGAGCACGGCCAAACUGAUCAUGAUUCUUUUCCCGGACGGGUCGGGAUCUGCCGCCUCGUAUGCCAAUCUCCCGUCGAAGCUUCCAGGGGGGGUGGUGUUGUACGGUCUGAAUUGUCCCUGGCGCAAAUGCGGUCUCGACUUGAUUCGCUCCAAGGUCACUGUCCCUCAAAUGGUGGCCAGGCAAGUCGUCGAAGUUCGCCGCAUCCUCCAAAAUCACCGAUCGCAAGGUUGGACGAACUGUGAGAAGGGUAUUCCCAACUUGGUACUGGGCGGUUGGUCGGCAGGAGGUGUGCUCGCCUUUGAAGCUAUUCGGCAACUUGCUGAUGAAGGAAUUUUCGUUCAGAAACUUCUAUUACUAGAUUCUCCAAACCCAAUUGGACUGCGGCCACCUUCACAAAAGAUGUCUCGCUUCAUAGAAGCCUUGGGCAGAUUCGGAGGGCGUUCUGGGAAAGCGCCAGACUGGUUGCUCGAGCACUUUGAUGGCAUGGCUGCAGUCCUGAACACAUACUCACCAUCACCGCUUCCAGCCGACCUUGUGUUGGAUGCUUUACAAGUGUAUGCACGAAAAGGUGCCUGGUAUGCGUAUCCUGAUCCGGAGAUGGAACUCCAGGCCGAUCAUCAUAGCGAGAUCAAUUGGCUGCUUCGCGAUCGUACGGAUUUCACUGGCGAUGGUUGGAAAAAGUUGGUAGGAUCGGAAAGGUUUUCUGUCAAAGUGAUGGAUGAUGUUGACCACUUCACACUUUUAGGAAGUGGCAAAGAAGCAGCCAAGCUGGGACCAUUGCUUGCUGACUUCUUAGCGCGGGAGAGUAACCCAGCCGUGGCUGGAUCAUUAUAUUGA